Molecule: messenger RNA, 7432 nt
Organism: Conger conger (European conger)
Lineage: Eukaryota; Metazoa; Chordata; Actinopteri; Anguilliformes; Congridae
Product: voltage-dependent T-type calcium channel subunit alpha-1I-like
Exons: 37
Coding region: 1-6549 (2182 amino acids)
Biological process (GO): positive regulation of calcium ion-dependent exocytosis; neuronal action potential; calcium ion transmembrane transport
Cellular component (GO): voltage-gated calcium channel complex; neuron projection; voltage-gated sodium channel complex
Molecular function (GO): voltage-gated sodium channel activity; low voltage-gated calcium channel activity
Source: RefSeq, a predicted model, not a curated record
AUGACGAGCGAGGAGUGUCCCGGAGGGCUGGCCAUGGCCCACGUCGGGGCGGGGCUGUGCGAGGACUACGGCCCCGCCCAGGGGGAGGAGGCCACGGAGGAGGCGGGGCCGGCCGAUGACGUCAGCAGUGAGCUCAGCACUCUGGUGGUGCCCUUCCCUAAGCUGGCCCCCAUCGUCUUCUUCUGCCUCAAACAGACCACCUAUCCCCGCAACUGGUGCAUCCGCAUGUUCUCCAGCCCGUGGUUCGAGCGUGUCACCAUGAUGGUGAUCCUGCUCAACUGUGUGACCUUGGGCAUGUACCAGCCGUGCGAGAACAUCGACUGCUCCUCCGAUCGCUGCCAGAUCCUACAGGCAUUCGAUGCUUUCAUAUACAUCUUCUUUGCCCUGGAGAUGGUGGUGAAGAUGUUAGCUUUGGGCAUCUUCGGCCAGCGUUGCUACAUGGGAGACACCUGGAACCGGCUGGACUUCUUCAUUGUCAUGGCAGGGAUGGUGGAGUACUCGCUGGAUCUACAGAACAUCAACCUGUCAGCCAUCAGGACGGUGAGGGUCCUUCGACCUCUGAAGGCUAUCAACAGGGUGCCAAGCAUGCGGAUCCUGGUGAACCUGCUCCUGGACACUCUGCCCAUGCUGAGAAACGUGCUCCUCCUCUGCUUCUUCGUCUUCUUCAUCUUCGGCAUCAUCGGCGUGCAGCUGUGGGCGGGGCUCCUGCGGAACCGCUGCUACCCAGAGGAGAACUUCACUCUCACCACGGGCCUGGCCCUCCCCCGACCGUACUACCAGCCCGACCAGAACGACGAGCGCCCCUUCAUCUGCUCCCUGGCGGCCGACAACGGCAUCAUGUCCUGCCGAGACGUCCCGGCGAGGAGGGAGGAGGGCCGCAAGUGCUGCCUGGACAAAGACGACUUCCUGCACAGACAGGAACUGGGCCUGAGCCCCGAGCCGCUGGUGAACGGGAGCCUGGCCGCGGCGGGGCUCUGCAUCAACUGGAACCAGUACUACACCCGCUGCUACACCGGCCCCACCAACCCGCAGAAGGGCGCCAUCAACUUCGACAACAUCGGCUACGCCUGGAUCGUCAUCUUCCAGGUGAUCACGCUGGAGGGCUGGGUGGAGAUCAUGUACUACGUGAUGGAUGCUCACUCCUUCUACAACUUCAUCUACUUCAUCGUGCUCAUCAUCGUGGGCUCCUUCUUCAUGAUCAACCUGUGCCUGGUGGUCAUCGCCACGCAGUUCUCGGAGACCAAGAAGCGGGAGCACCAGCUGAUGCAGGAGCAGAAGGCCUUCUGCGGGUCCUCCAGCACACUGGCCAGCCUGGCCGAGCCGGGCGACUGCUACGAGGAGAUGUUCCAGUACGUGUGUCACGUCCUGCGCAAAGCCCGCCGGCGGUCCGUCGCGCUGUUCCGCGCCCUGCGGGGCCGCCCCGCGCCACCAGGGGGCGCCAGAGCCACGGGCCACACGCCCGGGAGGAGGGGGAGCCCGGCCGCCGGAGACCGCCACCACCCACGACACCGCUCGUCCCGCUGUCCACUCCACAGCGACCCUGAGCACCUGUCCGUCUCUCCCGGCACCGACGCGUGCCCGCAGUGCGCUGCUGCCCUGUCACUCAGGGACGGGGCGGGGCCUGCCGGCUCCACGGCCAAUGAGGAGGCGGAGGAGGGCGCGGUGGAGGAGACGGACGGGCGGGGUGGCCAGUCGGAGGGGGAGAGGGAGGACGGCGCAGAGGGGAGGCCGGGCCUGAACGGUGGGCGCUGUGAAUACAUCUGGAGACAGAUUAGGAUCAAGCUCCGCGGCAUCGUGGAGAGCAAGUACUUCAACAGAGGAAUUAUGAUCGCCAUCCUCAUCAACACCAUCAGCAUGGGCAUCGAGCACCACGAGCAGCCAGACGAGCUGACCAACGUGCUGGAGAUCUGCAACAUCGUGUUCACCAGCAUGUUCGCUCUGGAGAUGAUCCUGAAGCUCACCGCCUUGGGCUGCUUCUCCUACCUGCGCAACCCCUACAACAUCUUCGACGGCAUCAUCGUCAUCAUCAGUGUGUGUGAGAUCAUCGGGCAGUCUGACGGUGGGCUGUCGGUGCUCAGAACGUUCCGGUUGCUGCGGGUGCUGAAGCUGGUGCGCUUCAUGCCGGCUCUGCGGCGGCAGCUGGUGGUGCUGAUGAAGACCAUGGACAACGUGGCCACCUUCUGCAUGCUGCUCAUGCUCUUCAUCUUCAUCUUCAGCAUCCUGGGAAUGCACAUCUUUGGGUGCAAGUUCAGCUUGAAGACAGACACGGGGGACACCGUCCCCGACAGGAAGAACUUUGACUCUCUGCUGUGGGCCAUGGUCACCGUUUUCCAGAUCCUGACUCAGGAGGACUGGAACGUGGUUCUGUAUAACGGCAUGGCCUCCACCUCUCCCCUGGCUGCUCUGUACUUUGUGGCCCUCAUGUCCUUCGGGAACUACGUGCUGUUCAACCUGCUGGUGGCCAUUCUGGUGGAGGGCUUCCAGGCCGAGGGGGAUGCCAACCGCUCGUACUCUAGGGAUGACAUGUCCUCGUCAAACUCUGACGAGAGUGAGAAGCGGAAAGACUCCCUCCAGCUCUCAGAUCCGAAAAUCUCCACCCUCACCCCCAACGGGCACCUGGAGCUUGGGCCGCCUCCCCCUGGCACCGGGGGCUACCAUGGGGACAGGCUGGGCUUGGCUCGGGGGACCCGAAAAAGCAGCGUGAUGUCUCUGGGCCAGGCCAACCUGGAGCAGCGGCCUCUGGUGGGAGGGAGACGUUCCAGCUACCACAAUUGGGGGCGCCCUCCCGCUCAGUCGGGCUGGAACCGGAGGUCCAGCUGGAACAGCCAGCGCAGGACGUCCCGAGGCCUGGGCGUGGGGGUGGCGGGGGGCAGCCUGCGGGCGCGGCACCCCCACUACAACGCAGCCGAGCAGGAGUCCCUCCUCUCCCCCCCGCCCUUCCUGUCCCGCCGCCUGCCCCCCAGCCGUGCCCGGAGAGCCCUCUCCCUGGAGCUCCCCGAACCCCUGCCGGCCUCCGGCCCCCCAAACCUGCCCCCGCUCCCCCGCAAGAAGAGCGUGUCCGGGGGAGCCAGCGGGGAGCACCACGACUGCAACGGCAGGACUCACACCCCCCAGCCUCCGCUCCUGGCUGAGGUGUUCCCCCAGCUCAACACCAAGGAGAGGGCUCGACUGGAGGAGGAGAUGGACUACAGUCUGUGUUUUCGGAUCCAGAAGAUGAUCGAGGUGUACCGACCCGAGUGCUGUGAGUUGCGGGAGGACUGGUCCGUCUAUCUCUUCUCCCCACAGAACAAGUUCAGGCAGCUCUGCCAGAACAUCAUCGCACACAAGCUGUUUGAUUACGUGGUGCUGGUCUUCAUCUUCCUCAACUGCAUCACCGUGGCCCUGGAGAGACCCAAGAUCCACCAGGGCGGCGUGGAAAGACUCCUCCUCACCAUCUCCAACUACAUCUUCACCACCAUCUUUGUUGCAGAGAUGACUUUAAAGGUGGUGUCCAUGGGCCUGUACCUGGGAGAUAAGGCCUAUUUGCGCAGCAGUUGGAACAUUCUGGAUGGUUUCCUGGUCUUUGUGUCGCUGAUUGAUAUUGUGGUGUCCAUGGCGGGCGGGGCCAAAAUCCUCGGCGUGUUGCGAGUGCUGAGGCUUCUCCGGACCCUGCGGCCCCUGAGGGUCAUCAGCCGAGCGCCGGGGUUAAAGUUGGUGGUGGAGACCCUUAUCACAUCCCUCAAGCCCAUUGGCAACAUUGUUCUGAUCUGCUGCGCUUUCUUCAUCAUUUUUGGCAUUCUAGGGGUCCAGCUAUUCAAAGGCAAGUUCUUCUACUGCGCGGGGCCAGAUGUGAAGAACAUCACCAACAAGUCCGACUGUUUCUCAGCCAAUUACAAGUGGGUCCACCACAAGUACAACUUCGACAACCUGGGACAGGCACUGAUGUCCCUCUUUGUGCUGGCUUCCAAAGAUGGCUGGGUCGACAUCAUGUACCACGGCCUAGAUGCAGUCGGCAUUGACCAGCAGCCCUCCAUUAACAACAACCCCUGGAUGCUGCUGUACUUCAUCUCCUUCCUGCUCAUCGUCAGCUUCUUCGUGCUCAACAUGUUCGUGGGCGUGGUGGUGGAGAACUUCCACAAGUGCCGGCAGCACCAGGAGGUGGAGGAGGCCAAGCGGAGGGAGGAGAAGAGGCUGAGGAGGAUGGAGAAGAAGAGAAGGAAGGCUCAGAAACUGCCGUAUUACUCCGGCUACAGUCACGUGCGUCUGAUGGUCCACACUCUCUGCACCAGCCACUACCUGGACCUCUUCAUCACCUUCAUCAUCUGUGUCAACGUGGUCACCAUGUCCCUGGAGCACUACAGCCAGCCACAAUCCCUGGAGAGGGCCCUCAAGUACUGCAACUACUUCUUCACCGCCACCUUCGUGCUGGAGGCCGUCCUGAAGCUCAUCGCGUUCGGCUUCCGCCGCUUCUUCAAAGACAGGUGGAAUCAGCUGGACCUGGCCAUUGUGCUGCUGUCAGUGAUGGGCAUCACGCUGGAGGAGAUCGAGAUCAACGCCUCACUGCCCAUCAACCCCACCAUCAUCCGCAUCAUGAGAGUGCUACGCAUCGCCCGCGUGCUCAAGCUGUUGAAGAUGGCCACAGGGAUGCGUGCUCUGUUGGACACAGUGGUUCAGGCUCUGCCGCAGGUGGGGAACCUGGGCCUGCUGUUCAUGCUGCUGUUCUUCAUCUACGCCGCCCUCGGAGUGGAGCUGUUCGGAGAGCUGGUGUGCAACGCGGAUUACCCCUGCGUGGGGAUGAGUCGGCACGCCACCUUCGAGAACUUCUGCAUGGCCUUCCUCACCCUCUUCCAGGUCUCCACCGGAGACAACUGGAACGGCAUCAUGAAGGACACGCUGCGGGAGUGCCCGCCGGGCGAGCACACGUGUAACCCCAGCCUGCAGUUCAUCUCGCCGCUGUACUUCGUCAGCUUCGUGCUGACGGCGCAGUUCGUGCUGAUCAACGUGGUGGUGGCCGUGCUGAUGAAGCACCUGGACGACUCCAACAAGGAGGCGCAGGAGAACGCCGAGAUGGACGCCAAGAUCGAGCUGGAGCAGGAAGGCCGCUGCUGUCUGGGGGCCCUCGCAGGGCCCGGGGCCGGGCUGGGAGCCGGGCUGGGGGUCGGGCCGGGGGCCGGGCCGGGAGUGGGAGACGGAACCAACCGGCAGAGCCUGGGCACCAACGCCAACAUCAACCCCACCAGCUCCACCCCCCACCGAUGCGCCCGCGACCCCCGCGACCCCCGGAGACUCUACUCCCCAGCGCAGGAGAACCUGUGGCUGGACAGCGUGUCUCUCCUCAUCAGAGACUCCUUUGAGGGGGAGAUGCUGAUGAUCGAUAACCUUUCUGGAUCCGUGUUCCACCACUACUCCUCUCCUUCCUCCUGCAAGGACUGCUGCAAGCACCACCCGCAGCAGAUCCAGUUGGCCGAGAUAGAGCAGGCGUCUCUGAUGUCAGAGCAGCUAUCGGACAAGUCCUCGUCCCUGGCUCUCCCCGAUGACCUCAGCUUGGACGACCACAGCUCCUACCAGCUCCUGGUGAGAGACAGCAAGGAGGGCAGGAGCAGCAGCAUCUCCCACAGCUCUGAGGAGUUGGUGGAAGGAGGUGCAGAGUCUCCGUCCUUCUGCCCCAGGGGUGAGGAGGAGGGAGGGCUGUUUGAGCUCCAGGACCCAGCCCACACACCGGCCCACAGUGCAGAUGGCGCUCUCCUCAGCAGUGGCUGCGGUGGAAGCAGGACCGGGUCCUCCCCUCUCUUUCACCUCCCUGCAGAGUUCUUCCACCCUGCAGCCACGGCCAACCCCAGCAGCCCCGGCCCCAGACUGACCUCCCCAGCCUCCUGGGCCUCCCUCCGCUCCCCUGGGGCCAACAGCAGGGAGCUGGGCCUGCAGCACCCGUCCCACAGUGACUCUUCCCUGGCUACGGGGAGCUCGGAGGGCAGCCUGCAGAUCACCCUGGAGGAGGGCCUGUGCUUCAGCGUCUCGCCCCCUAGAGACCUCCGCCUGCCCCUGCCCCUGCUCUGCCCGAUCCCCGCCGCCUCCGGCUGUCCCCCGGGAGAGACUCUCAGACCCCUCACGCACCCCGAGCCCCCGCCCGCCUUCAACCUCCAGGCCACCAGGGGGCACCAGAGGAGCCAGAGCAGCUGCGGGGGCAGCAGCAGCCCGGGCUGCACCAGGCAGGACUCCAUGGACCCCUCCGACGAGGACCUGGGCAUCGGAGGCGGCGGCUCCAGCCAGGCCUGCAACAGCGAACACUUGUCGGAGACGCUGAGCAGCCUGUCGCUGACCUCGCUGCUCUCCCCCAGCUCGCUGGCACUCCCGCUGGCGAAGAAGUGCAACAGCACCGGCAGCCUGGAGCAGAGGAGCGCGCUGGCGCGCGGGCGGGACGGGCGGCGGCUCUGCGGGACGGACCCCCGGGGGUACCUCUCGAACCCUUGGGCCGAGGAGAGGGGGGACAGGGGAGGGGAGGCCGAGGAGGGCCUCGCGGUGAAGAGCACCAGCCAGACCACAGUCAUGAGCUCCAGGAAAAACAGAUGAAAGCUCCUUCUGUGGUCGGGUCCUCUCCGGGCUAGCCCAACCGCUAACUCACAUGCGUUCUGUGAACUGCUCCCUCUCUUUUGUUCGUGAAGCGUCUCUGUGUUGUGUUUCCCCUGGAACGGCGGAACGGGAGAGCCCCUGAUUUCAGGGAGAGUACGGCGGCUACGUAGAGAGACAGGCGGCCGUCUCCUUCAGAUUGGGCUCAGGGAGGGCGGCGUAGCCUGUUCAGAAGACCACAGCGGAAGUGGGCUAGUGAAGGAUCCACAGGGAAAGGCCAGCACAGAGAAGCCUGGAAAACCCUUGCUGGAUAUUCAGUGGUGUUGAACAGCAUGAUUUUAAUGACUAAAUUAAAGCAAAUGAGCAAAAAAAACAUUUUUCAAACAGGGCCAAUGUAAGGUAUGAAGUCAGUGGUAACUGGAUAAAACGCCAGUGUUUUUGAACAGGCAUUUCAAUGGAAUGUGCACCUAUAAUCGUAACGCCGGCAGUAAUUUAGGGAAUGUUUGUGUUAGGGAUUUGACAGGAAGAGAGAAUUGCUAAUGAUGUUAAAUGAAAUGAAGAGAAAGGGCUAAGAUGACCUGGCCUUCAGACCAGACCCUCUCCCUCUGAGAAAGAAAAUUGAGCUUUCAUGAAUAAUUUGUGUUCGGAAUAUGCCACAGGGCAAGUGUGUGUGUGUGUGUGUGUGUGCAGGUGUGCAUGGGUGUGUGUGUGUGUGUGUAUAUGUGUGUGUAUGCAUGUGUGAGCGUGUGUUAAUGCAUGUGUGUAUGUGCGUUUAUGCAUAUGUUUAUGUGUGUAUGCAUGUGUGAGCGUGUGUUUAUGCACAUGUGUGAGCGUGUGCAUGCAUGCGUAUGUGUGUUUGUAUGUGUGUGUAUGCAUGUGUGAGCGU